Laetiporus sulphureus 93-53 is the source of this 1278-nucleotide messenger RNA. RefSeq names its product 26S proteasome subunit P45. Lineage: Eukaryota; Fungi; Basidiomycota; Agaricomycetes; Polyporales; Laetiporaceae. Gene Ontology annotation, cellular component: proteasome regulatory particle, base subcomplex. The transcript has 6 exons. Bases 1 to 1278 code for a protein of 425 amino acids. The record is from RefSeq and is a predicted model, not a curated record. Gene Ontology annotation, biological process: proteasome-mediated ubiquitin-dependent protein catabolic process. Gene Ontology annotation, molecular function: ATP hydrolysis activity; proteasome-activating activity; ATP binding.
AUGGACACUACCCCGGACCAACCUGCUGAGGAGACAUGGGCGGACAUCCCAGAAGAAAUCGUGUCAUUGGGUACAGACGAAAUAUUGACGCGGGCGAGAUUAAUAGACAACGACCUGAAGGUGAUGCGUUCAGAGACGUUGCGGCUACAACACGAACAGAAUGUCAUGAAGGAGAAGAUCAGGGACAAUGGUGAGAAGAUCAAGCAGAAUAAAGUACUACCAUAUCUUGUCGCGAACGUCGUGGAAAUCCUGGACGUUGACCCAGAAGGCGAGGAGGACGGUGCGAAUCGUGAUCUAGAUUCCAUGCGCAAAGGCAAAUGCGCAGUUAUCAAGACCUCAACGCGACAGACAGUCUUCCUGCCACUCAUCGGUCUCGUCCCGCCGGAGAAUCUCAAGCCACAGGACCUGGUUGGUGUCAACAAGGACUCAUAUCUCAUCCUCGAUACACUGCCUGCCGAGUUCGACUCCCGUGUCAAAGCGAUGGAGGUGGAUGAGCGACCAACAGAGACAUACACCGACAUUGGUGGGCUGGAGAAGCAGAUUGAGGAACUGGUCGAGGCAAUUGUCCUUCCGAUGGAGCAGGCGGACAAGUUCAAGACACUGGGCAUCACGCCUCCAAAGGGUUGCCUCAUGUACGGGGCACCAGGUACGGGCAAGACGCUCAUGGCUCGCGCCUGCGCUGCCCAGACGAAAGCGUGCUAUCUUAAGCUUGCUGGGCCAUCACUGGUGCAAAUGUUCAUCGGCGACGGUGCCAAGCUUGUGCGAGAUGCUUUCGAGUUAGCGAAGGAGAAGGCGCCAGCAAUCAUCUUCAUCGACGAGCUUGACGCUAUUGGUACCAAGCGUUUCGACUCGGAGAAGAGCGGAGACCGUGAGGUGCAGAGAACGAUGUUGGAGCUAUUGAACCAGCUCGACGGUUUCAGCAGCGAUGAGCGGAUCAAGGUCAUUGCUGCGACAAAUCGUAUCGAUAUCCUUGACCCUGCUCUGCUCCGGUCAGGACGUCUGGACAGGAAGAUUGAAUUCCCGCUUCCGAAUGAGACCGCUCGGGCACGCAUUCUCGAAAUCCAUUCAAGAAAGAUGGCCUGCUCACCGGACGUCAAUUACGAAGAGCUUGCACGGAGUACGGAUGAGUUUAACGGUGCACAGUUGAAGGCGGUGUGUGUGGAGGCCGGCAUGAUUGCUCUGCGGGAAGGAGCGACCAAGUUGACCCAUGAGCACUUCUUGAGCGGCAUAGCUGAAGUCCAGAGCAAGAAGAAGAACGAUCUUGUCUACUUUAUAUAG